CAAAACUGGUUUAAGUUCACGUAGCUUAAAAUGGUAACAGAAAUCGCAAUGAAAUGUGUCCAAAACCGCUCAUAGCUCAUUUUUGAAAAACGAAAUGUGGCAGCUCGGAUUCUAGUGCUGAGCAACGGCAGCCGCAGCAGUGCUGAGAAACAUCCGCCGGUCAAGUCAAGAGCGGUCAGGAUCAGCUGUGCACUCUGGUUUGGGUAAUUACGAGAAUACAUCGCAGUAACAGUGCAGCGCAGCAAAGUAGUGCAACGAUGAACGAGGCCGGCACCAACGCGGAUGCAGUGGCGGCCGAGAAGGAGCGCAAGUUCCGCAUCCAGGCCGGCGCCUUCCUGGGAUUAGUGGGUGGCGUAUCCGCUCUGUUUGGAUUCUCCCGGACGCUGGCCACCGCGAAGAAGGCGGACAGCAAGGUCCUUCAGCAGGCUGGAACCCGUCAAGGACUGAUCCUGAUGGACGAGGGAGCCACCCUGGCCCUGCGGGCACUGGGCUGGGGCACCCUCUACGCCGUUGUCGGCACCGGAGCCUUCUGCUACGGCUUCUGGAAGCUGUCCGGAGCCAAAGACUUCCAGGAGUUCCGUCUCAAGAUGGGCAACGCACUGCCAAGGAUCACCAAGGACGAACCGCCUGCCAGCCGCACCGACUUCGAGAGCCUCACGGACCUCAUGAAAUACCUGGCCGCCUGGAACAAGGAAUGAGCAGCUCAUCAAAACACAACACACACAAUCUAAAUUAAACCUUAAGCCUAAGUAGACAGGAACAUAAACCAAAAUGUUUGUUAACUUACGUUUACACACAGGCAAA
Molecule: messenger RNA, 804 nt
Organism: Drosophila gunungcola (fruit fly)
Lineage: Eukaryota; Metazoa; Arthropoda; Insecta; Diptera; Drosophilidae
Product: transmembrane protein 242
Exons: 3
Coding region: 258-698 (146 amino acids)
Source: RefSeq, a predicted model, not a curated record